Messenger RNA from Colletotrichum scovillei, 867 nucleotides. RefSeq lists its product as uncharacterized. The transcript has a single exon. The record is from RefSeq and is a predicted model, not a curated record. The coding region runs from base 1 to 867 and encodes 288 amino acids. NCBI's taxonomy places the organism in Eukaryota, Fungi, Ascomycota, Sordariomycetes, Glomerellales, Glomerellaceae.
AUGUCCGAACUUGUCGACUUCAAACUCUUCGAACUUUUACCAGAGGAAAUCAGACGCAUAGUAUGGCGCGAGGCCCUCGAAGACCGAUUCGUGGUCGUAGCCCCCAGGGUGGACUGGCUUGCUCGAAGAAGUCGUUUGCCCGCCAUGUCCGCUGUCCAUCGAGAAAGCCGCAAAGUUUUCUUGGGAAUGUACAUUCGGCUGAUCAGCGAGUCUACGGGCAUGCCUCACACAACAAGUUCCUUUGAUUGGCUCGUCAAAGACCAUGUCUACUUCAAUCCUGAUGUUGACACCCUCAUUCUCGGUACGAUUGUCGACAGACUAGGGGGCUUCCGAUUUGCGCUCGCCAGCCCUCAGUGGCAUGUAAAAGUUGGUGGCUUGGGGGACUUAAUUAAAUCGCCAAUCUUCCCGGGCUAUAUCAAAAAGCGACUUCGAAAAGUGCGUUUACACGACAGCUGCUUCCUGCAGCGGAUAUUCAAUCGAAGACUUGAUAGAGGCGAAACCCUCCAUUCUUACAGCCCUUUCAACAUUUCCGGCACAUCGGGGCCCAUUCCACUUCCCAGCCUUCAAUUCCCAUGUCUCGAGGUCAUCCACCUGGUUUCUCUGCUUUGCGUUCCAAUACCAAUAAUCACGCCGCAAGGUCGGGCAGGAUUUUCCAUGCGUGGAAGGGCAGUUCAUUUUCGUUACAUACUGCCCACCAAUAGGCUUUACUAUCAUAACGACGCGACCCUACGUUACGAGUACCUUGAAGGUAUACGGCCGAACUAUCGCAUUCCUGACGAUCACUUCAGGGUCGACCCGAAUGAUAGUUGUGGUAUCCGCAUCGACAUCUCUCGCGACGGCAAUGUCGAUUGGAUUACUGACACCUAG